Brachypodium distachyon (stiff brome) is the source of this 1185-nucleotide messenger RNA. Its product is annotated as probable glutathione S-transferase GSTU6. NCBI's taxonomy places the organism in Eukaryota, Viridiplantae, Streptophyta, Magnoliopsida, Poales, Poaceae. The record is from RefSeq and is a predicted model, not a curated record. The transcript has a single exon. The coding region runs from base 134 to 937 and encodes 267 amino acids. Gene Ontology annotation, biological process: glutathione metabolic process. Gene Ontology annotation, molecular function: glutathione transferase activity. Gene Ontology annotation, cellular component: cytoplasm.
AGAGCGGUGCAUUUACCUCGUUGCGAGAAACAUCUGGAAGACAAAAGUGUCAAACACAAGUCAUUCUCAUCUGACAAUUCCAUAGAGAAAAUGCUGACCAGCUGCCGCUGCUACAUAACCACACGCACAGAAAAUGCGAAGCUACUCGAUCGAUCAUCGACCAGAGCAAACAAUGGCGACGGCGGGCAGCGAAGGAGAAGGAGGGGACGUGAAGCUGCUGGGCCUGCGGCUGAGCCCGUUCGUGGCCCGCGUGCGCAUGGCGCUGGCCGCCAAGGGCGUCCGCUACGAGUACCUCGAGCAGGACCUCGCCGCCAAGAGCGACCUCCUCCUCAGAUCCAACCCGGUCCACCGGAAGGUCCCCGUGCUCAUCCAUGGCGGCAGCAAGCCCGUCUGCGAGUCGCUCGUCAUCCUCCACUACAUCGACGAGGCCUGGCCCACCGCCGGCCCAGCCAUCCUCCCCGCCGGGGGCCCGCUGGAGCGAGCCGCCGCGCGGUUCUGGGCCGCGUACGUCGACGGCGAGCUGUUCCCGGCCUGGGGCCGGGUCAUGAUGGCGGCGGAGGAGGAUGAGCGGGACGAGAGGGCCCGCGAGGCGGGCGAGAUGGUGUCGCGGCUCGAGGAGGUCUUCGUUUCCAGCGCCGGCGAGUUCUUCGGCGGGGACGCCAUGGGGUACCUCGAUUUCGUGCUGGGGAGCAACCUGUUCUGGUUCGAGGCGCUGCGGAGGAUGUUUGGUGUGAAGUUGAUUGAUGAGGCGAGGACACCGAUGCUGGCGGCGUGGGCGGAGCGGGUUGGGAAGGCUGCGGCGGCGGAAGGGGUGGUGAUGUCGGAGGAGCUCGUGGAGAUGGCCGUGGAGCACGCGAAGAAGCUUCGGGGCUUCGGGCCGCCGCCGCCGCCGCCAAGAGAGCGUGAGAAGCAGAUCAAUUAUCUGGCCUCGGUUUGAACAAACAGUAGUGUGCACGCUAGGGCGCCAAUGUACUGUAUAAUACAGUAAUUAGCAUCUUUUAUAACCAUGUUUAUUUAUGGUAAAUUUAGACAAGAUUAACGACAACUGGACAAAAUUUCAAAUCCAAAUUCGGUACACAGUAGUUAAACAGAAAAGUAAGUACGAGAGACACAUCCUUCCGUAAAUACUACAGCGAAAAUCCGAGAAAAUUGAAUUUGAUACCAUCGAGAGAAUGGUUGUCUGUC